CAUCAGCCUCGCUUUCAAUCCAAGAUGGCGGGAGCGCUGAAGGCUUUGACGAACAGACUGCAAGCGAUUUCGCUUCAGAUUACCAGAUCAGCUGUACUAUUUAAAACUAAUAGGGGACUAACUAGUUCUUCAAAUGGCUAUCUACGUUCUGUAACAAAAGGAUAUGGUGUUAUGAGCCUCAAAUCUUUCUCUACAAGUGCAAGGCAAGAGAAAUACUAUGUCAAACCAAAUUAUCUCAAGAAAUGGGGCAGAAGGGACAUCAAGAGACGGGAGAUGUUCAAGGAUUUUGAACAGCAGCGGGCCGCACUCAGGAUGAUCAAGAAGAGCGACAUCCUACCCUCUGGUGUGCGUAAAAAUGCUGCAAAUGAAAUGAAGGAACUCCCCCUGAACAGUUCCUUGACCCGUAUACGUAACAGAUGUGUUAUGACGGACAGGGGGAGGGGCAUAGUUGGGCGAUUCCGUGUGUCUCGGAUGAUGUUUAGGUAUUUUGCAGAGAGAGGGCAGAUAGCAGGUGUCAAGAAAGCUCAGUGGUGAGCACUAGCAAUAGCAUCGUGGAACAAGGGUGAAAAAACUCCACCUGACAAGACAAGUAUUUUUUUUCCUGAUAUAGUGUGAUGUGAACAAGCAGUGACGACCAAAAGAAGAUUGACAAUAAUGUAAGAAUCAGUAUUGAUUGGCACAAACUUAAUAACUAGAAGGUUUCCGUCUUGUUCUGAUGCGUAUUGAAGCAUUUCUUUGCCAUACUGAUUGGCUGGAAA
Messenger RNA from Nematostella vectensis (starlet sea anemone), 758 nucleotides. Its product is annotated as ribosomal protein S14, mitochondrial. Gene Ontology annotation, molecular function: structural constituent of ribosome. NCBI's taxonomy places the organism in Eukaryota, Metazoa, Cnidaria, Anthozoa, Actiniaria, Edwardsiidae. Gene Ontology annotation, biological process: translation. Bases 25 to 534 code for a protein of 169 amino acids. The transcript has 2 exons. The record is from RefSeq and is a predicted model, not a curated record. Gene Ontology annotation, cellular component: mitochondrial small ribosomal subunit; ribosome.